Lycium ferocissimum is the source of this 682-nucleotide messenger RNA. Its product is annotated as histone H2A. The coding region runs from base 73 to 528 and encodes 151 amino acids. The transcript has 2 exons. Gene Ontology annotation, cellular component: nucleosome. The record is from RefSeq and is a predicted model, not a curated record. NCBI's taxonomy places the organism in Eukaryota, Viridiplantae, Streptophyta, Magnoliopsida, Solanales, Solanaceae. Gene Ontology annotation, molecular function: structural constituent of chromatin; DNA binding; protein heterodimerization activity.
CCAUACAUCAUCAUUUCUUUCACUCAACCGUUUUUGUCUAAACCUUAGGUUGUUGUUGUUGUCAUCUUCAAAAUGGAGUCUACAGGAAAAGUGAAGAAAGGUGCAGCUGGAAGAAGAGGUGGCGGUCCAAAGAAGAAGCCGGUAACCCGGUCUGUUAGAGCCGGUUUACAGUUUCCGGUUGGUAGAAUUGGGCGUUACUUGAAAAAAGGAAGAUAUGCUCAACGUGUUGGCACUGGUGCCCCGGUUUAUUUGGCUGCUGUUCUUGAAUAUUUGGCUGCUGAGGUGUUGGAGUUGGCUGGAAAUGCUGCUCGUGACAACAAGAAGAACAGAAUUAUUCCGAGGCAUUUGCUUUUAGCUGUGAGGAAUGAUGAAGAGUUAGGAAAGCUGCUUGCUGGUGUGACAAUUGCACAUGGCGGUGUUCUUCCUAACAUUAACCCUAUUUUGUUGCCUAAGAAAACUGGUGGUGAAAAGGCUGGGAAGGAGCCUAAAUCUCCAUCCAAAGCUGGCAAAUCUCCUAAGAAGGCUUAGAUUUAUUUGCUGUCUUAUUUUUUUUGGAUGUUCUAUGUAUGUAAUUCUGAUUGUCCGUCUGGGAUAUUUAAAAGGAAUUUAGUUGGAACUACUGUUUAGAUGUUGUUAGUUUUUCUUCUAUUAUCAAUCAAUGAAACCCCUUGUUUCGAAUUUA